UUCUUGCUCAAGUCACUCCAAGCCAUUCACUUCACAAACCACAGUCUCUCUCUAGCUUCUCUCUUCAGAACAUGGCUUCCUCUGUUUCUUCUUCUUCAAGAAUGCUUCUGCUUCCUCUGUUUCUUCUUCUGACUUUUCAUACUGCUUUUGGUAACUUCAACCGAGACUUCCAGAUUACAUGGGGAGAUAGUCGUGCAAAGAUACUCAACAAUGGAAAUCUUCUCACUCUGUCCCUUGACAAAGCCUCUGGCUCUGGUUUCCAGUCCACAAAUGAGUACUUGUUUGGCAAGAUUGAUAUGCAGCUCAAGCUCGUCCCUGGUAACUCUGCUGGCACUGUCACUGCCUAUUAUCUAUCUUCUAAAGGAUCAACCUGGGACGAGAUUGACUUUGAAUUCCUAGGAAACCUAAGUGGAGACCCUUAUAUCCUUCACACCAAUGUGUUUAGCCAAGGCAAGGGUAACAGAGAGCAACAAUUCUAUCUCUGUUUUGACCCAACUGCUGAUUUUCACACCUAUUCUGUCCUCUGGAAUCCCCGACACAUUGUCUUCUCUGUGGAUGGCACCCCAAUCAGAGUGUUCAAGAAUUUGGAAUCGUUUGGUGUUCCGUUUCCAAAGAAGCAGCCAAUGAGGAUAUACUCGAGUCUCUGGAAUGCAGAUGACUGGGCAACAAGAGGAGGACUAGUAAAGACGGAUUGGUCCAAAGCUCCUUUCACUGCUUCUUACAGAAACUUCAAUGCUAAGAAUGCUUGUGUGUGGUCCAAUGGAAGAUCUUCUUGCUCCACAAGUUCCACUUCUUCUCCGUCUUCCUCAAAUGCAUGGCUGUCUCAAGAGUUGGAUUCAACUAGCCAGCAGAGGCUUCGUUGGGUGCAGAAGAACUACAUGAUUUACAAUUACUGUGCUGAUAAGAAGAGAUUCCCACAAGGUUUCCCACGGGAAUGCACUCGCUCAUAGACAAACAUUUCAUUCUCGGCCUAGCCUCCAACUCAAGUUUUCUUUUUUCUUGUUUUUACUUUUUUUUUUGAACUAGUUUAGUUUCGACGUGCACCGUAGUUCUUAGUUCUUACUAUUCUUUUAUACUACUUGUAUAUUUUCUGUGUGCUGCUUGUUCUUCACAAUAUGUAAAAAUAUAUAAUAAGAGUGGAGUUUUUUCCUAUGUUGUGAAAUCCUA
This is a messenger RNA of Prosopis cineraria, 1167 nucleotides long. Its product is annotated as xyloglucan endotransglucosylase/hydrolase protein 22-like. Gene Ontology annotation, cellular component: cell wall; apoplast. Gene Ontology annotation, molecular function: xyloglucan:xyloglucosyl transferase activity; hydrolase activity, hydrolyzing O-glycosyl compounds. The transcript is spliced from 3 exons. Bases 72 to 950 code for a protein of 292 amino acids. Gene Ontology annotation, biological process: xyloglucan metabolic process; cell wall biogenesis. The record is from RefSeq and is a predicted model, not a curated record. Lineage: Eukaryota; Viridiplantae; Streptophyta; Magnoliopsida; Fabales; Fabaceae.